AACACAUGAACAAAAAGCACAUUUUCUUGACUUCACAGUUGACAUUUUCCGAUGCACUAAAAAAUUUGCAGCUGAAUUGAAGUUACAAUAUUUCACUUAUCCAUGGCUUCCUCUCACUUUCUCUGCAGUAACCAUGUUUUCCCCACUUCCCAAAACCCCUUCAGAAGCAUCCAUUUUCCUCAAUUCAGACCAAAUGGGUCAUCAAAUUUCCCCUCAAAGCUUCAGUUUCAGAGACCCCAUUCGGUCAAAGCAAUGGUUUCUAAUUCCAACACUUCCAGAAAACAAGUAGAGAUUGUGUAUGACCCUGAAGGAAGGAUAAACAAGUUGGCGGAUGAAGUGGACAAGGAUGCUCCUCUUUCAAGGCUUACUUUGUUCUCUCCUUGCAAGAUAAAUGUUUUUUUGAGAAUAACCAAGAAGAGAGAAGAUGGAUACCAUGAUUUGGCAUCCCUUUUUCAUGUGAUAAGUCUAGGUGACAUAAUUAAGUUCUCUUUGUCACCUUCAAAAACCAAGGAUAGCCUCUCAGCCAAUGUGGCCGGGGUGCCCCUUGAUGAUAGAAAUUUGGCGCUUAAUCUUUAUAGGAAGAAGACUGGUAGUGACAAGUUCUUUUGGAUUCAUCUUGAUAAACGGGUGCCCACUGGGGCAGGGCUUGGUGGAGGAAGUAGCAAUGCUGCAACUGCACUAUGGGCGGCAAAUCAAUUCAAUGGUUGUCCUGCCUCAGAGAAAGAACUCCAAGAAUGGUCAAGUGAGAUUGGAUCAGAUAUUCCCUUCUUUUUUUCUCAGGGAGCAGCCUAUUGCACUGGUCGAGGUGAGGUUGUCCAGGAUAUUCCUCCACCAGUAUCUUUGGACAUUCCAAUGGUUCUCAUAAAGCCCCCACAAGCAUGUUCAACUGCAGAAGUCUACAAGCGCCUACGGUUGGACCAGACUAGUAGUGUUGAUCCUUUAACAUUACUGGAGAAGAUCUCAAGGAAUGGUAUCUCGCAAGAUGUUUGUAUUAAUGAUUUAGAACCUCCAGCAUUUGAAGUUCUCCCUUCACUCAAAAAACUGAAGCAGAGAAUUACUGCAGCUGGUCGCGGAGAGUAUGAUGCUGUUUUCAUGUCAGGAAGUGGAAGCACCAUUGUUGGCAUUGGUUCACCUGAUCCUCCACAAUUUGUUUAUGACGAUGAUGAAUACAAAGACGUGUUCUUGUCAGAUGCCUAUUUUUUAACUCGAGAGGAAAAUCAGUGGUACAGGGAACAUGUUUCAAGUCCUUCUGCCUCUCCUGUGGUUUCUGAGUCCGUUUAAUCAAUCAUUUUGUAAGAUAAUAAGAUAGUAAUGUAAAACUGCAUUAUUUUGUCUGUUUCCCUGCAUCAUUUAAUGAUGUAUAAAUUAAAUUUUUAUGCUUUGACUGCUGGGAAUCAAUAAAAUUAAAGAAUGAAAGAAAAUGGAUGAAUGAAAUAUAUAAGGCAGGGCCUCUAAUU
Messenger RNA from Abrus precatorius (Indian licorice), 1457 nucleotides. Its product is annotated as 4-diphosphocytidyl-2-C-methyl-D-erythritol kinase, chloroplastic/chromoplastic. The record is from RefSeq and is a predicted model, not a curated record. Bases 103 to 1281 code for a protein of 392 amino acids. The transcript has 11 exons. Gene Ontology annotation, molecular function: 4-(cytidine 5'-diphospho)-2-C-methyl-D-erythritol kinase activity; ATP binding. NCBI's taxonomy places the organism in Eukaryota, Viridiplantae, Streptophyta, Magnoliopsida, Fabales, Fabaceae. Gene Ontology annotation, biological process: terpenoid biosynthetic process. Gene Ontology annotation, cellular component: chloroplast.